AGACAGCAACCAGUAGACUCCUGGCAGACGACGUACAACAACAUCCACAAGACAGUCGUGCCAAACACUGGCCAGUGGCUUCUAUAUGAUUCCAUCUUUCAGUCAUGGGGAGGCGACUCGAGCUCAUCAAGUGUUGAGGGAACGGAAAGUACUGGUAAGAGCUAUCUGGCCUCCUCGAUAAUACGAUAUCUACGAAAGAAUCUGCUUAGGCGGUAUCAGAGGUCUAGACAUCUGGUGGCCUUUGAUUUUCUCGACCGCGGGACAAUCGACCAUGGAUUCGAUGUUGUUAAAUCUCUCAUCUGGCAGUUUGCAGACAGUUAUGAACCGUAUAUGAAGUCGGCAGUGCGCACCUGUCAAGGACCCUUGACCCGGAGGAGAUUCUGCCACUGCUGCUGCUCGACAACAAAUGAGCCAUUUUAAUACCACGUUUUAUAUUUUCAUUGAUGAGUUGGGAGUUACUAUCGACGAUUCGCUGCUUAAGCUCGUACAGCGAGCUUCGAAGCCCAACAACAAGGCUAUUCGCAUCUUUCUUACUGGCACCUCAAUAGCUUUUGGACAACGCAAAGGAAGCGGCGGGGAUCUCCGGGAGUUCCCCAUUAAUCCAAAGAAUCAACUAGGUGCGGUCCGCAAGAGAAAUCGAAGAACUCAACACGGUUACUAUCUGGAUCACCUUUGCCAAUGAAAGCGUCACGGCAGAUCAAGUUUCUGCCGUGUUGUACCUGCAGCGUGGAGAGGUGCCGUUGUGGCCGCUGAAUGAACGGUUUCGAACCAAGUAUCUCCUGUUUGAAGUGGAUAGCGAUGGGUUCAUCUACUACAGAUCAUUCGAAGCUUUGAGGGUUAUUCCAAUCAACGACAGGGUACAACUAACCAACAAGAAAGAGAGGUCAUUCAGCCGGGAGAGAUCGAGAUUAUUCAGCAUUUUCUAAGCACUGUCUGUCCCCCUACAAAGUACAAAAAACUUGAGUUGGAACAGGACCUCCAGCAAAAGGUCCCCUAAAGCGAGAUCGAAUCCAGCAGGAGAACAAGGGCACAGCCCACAUCCGAUUGGCACUGGACUGUCUUCGUGAGUUGACCAACUAGGGUCAGAUUGAAUUAUUUGCGGAAGGCAUCGAGGCUGAAGAAGCCUGACGCUGCGCUAUAUUACGUAUUUACGUUGGUUUUCGAGUUAACUAUCACUUUUUUUGCUCAUGCCAUAAGAUGAUUGUUGGGAUUGGC
This is a messenger RNA of Aspergillus pseudotamarii, 1215 nucleotides long. RefSeq lists its product as uncharacterized. Bases 407 to 682 code for a protein of 91 amino acids. Lineage: Eukaryota; Fungi; Ascomycota; Eurotiomycetes; Eurotiales; Aspergillaceae. The transcript has a single exon. The record is from RefSeq and is a predicted model, not a curated record.